Nerophis lumbriciformis (worm pipefish) is the source of this 643-nucleotide messenger RNA. RefSeq names its product olfactory marker protein b (gene ompb). The record is from RefSeq and is a predicted model, not a curated record. NCBI's taxonomy places the organism in Eukaryota, Metazoa, Chordata, Actinopteri, Syngnathiformes, Syngnathidae. Gene Ontology annotation, biological process: sensory perception of smell; signal transduction.
GCAAACGUCAUUAGAUCUUGUUGCCAUCUGCAGCCGGGAGUCAGACCCCGCCCUGCCCAGUGCAACGCUCAGAAAGCGAGCAGUCGAGAGCGUUAUUUACCAGAAAGAAGUCUAGUCCUGCAAGUUAUGGCCAAAAAAUUGGAGCUGCCUUUCCGACUUGACUCCCAGCUGACGGAGGUGAUGCGCCUGCGGGUUCAGUCCCUGCAGCAGCGAGGCCAGAGCAAGCAGGACGGCGAGCGGCUGCUGCAGCCCAACGAGGCCGUGUACCGCCUGGACUUCUCCCAGCAGUCCCUGCACUUCUCCCACUGGACGGUGCGUCUGGCCCAGACGGGCUGCCUCACCAUCGUGGCCACCUCGCAGCUAUGGACCCCAGACCUCACCCACCUGAUGACCCGGCAGCUCCUGGAGCCCGCCGGGGUUUUCUGGCGGGCGCCGAGGGAAAGCUCCGAAACGCAAAUCAAGUGCUACGAGGCCGACGCGCACGAGUUCGGCGAGAGGAUCGCCGAGCUGGCGAAGGUGAGGAAGGUGAUGUACUUCCUGUUUGCGUUCGAAGACGGCUGCAGCCCUGAGAGCGUGGACUGCUCCGUCGCCUUCACUGUGGACAGAUGAAGGCAGGACGACAACUUGGAGGCGCUUUUAGUUG